UGAAUUUGUUUGUGCGUCGUGGUUUAACAUUAGUUAGUGGAAGUUACAUUAUACCACAUAUAUUAGCAGCAAAAAAUUUAAUUCCGACUGUUUGGUACGAAUAUUCUUUGUAGUUUGCAGUUUAAUAUUGUUUUCAAAGUGUAGUAUACUGGCAAGACGUGAUACCGUCUGAUGUAAUGGCUGAUGAACGGGAGAGAGAACCAGCUGGAUUGGAUGGAUUACCUCCGAUGUACAGCAUUCUGAGGGGAGAGGUUGCAUCUGUUACGACAUAUGGUGCUUUUGUUAAAAUUACAGGAUAUAGAAAACAAGGUCUGGUUCAUAAGAGUGAGAUGUCUGCCUGUAGGGUAGAGAACCCGGCUGAAAUAGUUGAUGUAGGGGAGAGCGUCUGGAUAAAAGUCAUUGGCAGAGAGAUUAAGGAUGAUAAAGUCAAGCUCUCCUUCUCCAUGAAAGCUGUCAAUCAAGGCACCGGGCGGGACCUAGACCCCAACAAUGUAAUGGCGGAACAGGAUGAACGCAGACGAAGGCAGUUCAGGGAUCACACGGGACAGAAGAUCACCCUGGAGGCUGUGCUCAACACCACAUGCAAAAAGUGUGGCUGCAGAGGUCACUUUGCCAAAGACUGCUUCUCAACGCCUGGACUUCAAUACAGUUUAGUGCCAGAAGAGGAAGAGCCAGCGUCCAGCCAGACCACCCAAUCAGAGCCUCUUAAACGUAAAAAGGAAAAGAAGGCAAAGAAAGAAAAGAAGAACAAAAAGGAAAAAAAGAGAGACAAUUCUUCAUCUGAUAGCAGUGAUGAUGAUGCCAAAAGGCCACGACAUUCACACACGCAUUCAAAGAAAAAGCACAAGAAGCACAAACACAAAACACAAAAGUGAAUCAUUUCUAUAUGGUGUAAACGCAGUGAUAUUUUAUGUACAACUGGAGAAAUGUGCUUGCAUUUGGUCUAUCAAAAAUAAAUGUGUGGUUGAUCAGCACUUGAUCAAUAAUGAAA
Messenger RNA from Misgurnus anguillicaudatus (oriental weatherfish), 991 nucleotides. Lineage: Eukaryota; Metazoa; Chordata; Actinopteri; Cypriniformes; Cobitidae. The record is from RefSeq and is a predicted model, not a curated record.